Molecule: messenger RNA, 1152 nt
Organism: Xyrauchen texanus (razorback sucker)
Lineage: Eukaryota; Metazoa; Chordata; Actinopteri; Cypriniformes; Catostomidae
Product: trace amine-associated receptor 13c-like
Exons: 3
Coding region: 1-1152 (383 amino acids)
Biological process (GO): G protein-coupled receptor signaling pathway
Cellular component (GO): membrane
Molecular function (GO): G protein-coupled receptor activity
Source: RefSeq, a predicted model, not a curated record
AUGCUAAAGAGGUAUGAAGACUGUUGGCAGGCUGCACUAGUGGCUAACGUUAGUGUACCCCGGAAAACAGGAACCCUUCUUGGGAUAAUGGAGACUGGCAAUCAGACCGUAUCCCCAGAGGACAGACAGACUUUGGCCCCUCUCUGCACAGUUCAAUGCUGUGGGCUGCUAAACCGCAUAUUGGCGGUCAUGUUCAUGGUCAGCUUGGCUUUUGCCAUUGUAGUGGGAAACGUAGUCACACUUACCGUUUUCAUGCAGACACGGCAUUCCCAAACACCACAGGGCUACCUCAAAGUGUCUUUGGCCAUCGCAGACAUGAUGGUUGGAGUCUUGGUGGUGCCUUUUUCCAUAUACACCGAGAUCUCCCUCAUGGUGACUAGCGCUCCUCCGCUGUGGUACCAGGGUGUCUCACAAGCCUCUCUGAAGGGCGUAUCACACCCUUGGCAACCCUGCAUGCUCAUUGGUCCAGUUUUUGCCGGAUGCACCUUCAUCUCGAUCAGCACCAUAUGUCUGAUGACAGUGGAGCGUUGUGUGGCAAUCUUGCGUCCGCUGCACAAGGACAGUCUAGUGACACGGCGUCGUACCCUGUUCCUCAUCCUCGUGUCCUGGGCUUGCAGCUUCUUAUUGGCCAUGGCUCCACUCAUGCUGAGCAACAGCUUCACACUGGAGUACAACGAAUGCAGUCGCAUGUGCAACUACGCCCCCUUACUGAUCGGACUUCAGUUGCCACCAGAUGCAAACAUCCUUCUGUUGUUCCCAGCCUUUGACUUCACUUUACUAGGCGGCACGCUGGCCGUCAAUAUCCUGUCCUUCACCAGCAUCCGCCGCUACUCUCGGAAGCGGAAGCUCCUCUCUGAGGGAGGCUUUGGUCGGUGUCCGCAUAGACCCUCUUUUUCGGAUAUCAAAGCAGCUAAAACCAUUGGAAUCCUUACUUUUGCUUUUACAGCCUCAUUCUCUCCCAUCGCAGUCUUUGUGCUGGGGAACGUGGUGGGCUACACCUGGUGCAACUUUUCCUUCUUCGCAUUUUGGAUUCUGACGGGCAAUAGUUGCUGCAACGUGAUCAUUUACAGUGUGCGUGACCAGCGUUUUAGGAAAGGGCUGACCCUGCUCUUUCAGCGAGACAGAUCACAACCUCAUUCAGAGAAGAGCUGA